AUGGAUGUUUUCUACGCUUAUACUUACGGAACCAGUUCCUGGCUUGGGAUCCAAGGCCUAGCACUGGUCAGCACACCCAAGCUGAUUGUGACGAUGCUGCGGGAUGAAGCUAGGCCGCCUACGGAUAUCGAAAUCUACUUCUCCCGUUGUUUCGGCUUCGGUCUCCUGACCAUCGCCGUGCUGACGGUGCUGCUAACCGGCUCCAUCCCGCUCACCGCUACCAUCGCAGAAUCCGUCUCGACGGAGGAAUCGGAUCCCAAAGCUCCCUACGCGGUCCCCACGCUGCUGGUCACGUCUCUCUUCCACGCGGCGUGCGCCUCGUACGACUACGCGUGGUACACCGUCAACGGGCAGACGGCGCUCGCUAUCGGGAUGGUCGGGUCCGGAGCCAUCGCUUUUGUCGGGCUCUGGUGCCUCCUUUUUGCGAGUAGUCGGGGGCGCAUCAGCAAGAGGACGGGCGCGGACAAGAGGACGUCUGGGUUUCCGUUCAAGAACGCGGAGGCGGACAAGCGUCAGGAUCACGCAAUCGAAGGGCUUGGAGAGUUCUCAGCUACUUUAUUGACUUGUUCUAUCUCGUCACUGGCUGGAUUGGGUCACGUGCCAUAUGUAGAGAAGUUACGGCAUCUAUACUCCGUACUCAAGUACAUCCCUGCAUUACUAAUAACGAGCAAUAAUCCCAACAAAGUACUCCGUACGGGUAUGAGCAUGGAUGGCCCAGAUCUCCAGCACAUCCCGGUGAACCUGCCGCUCGGUUCGCAGCUGCCGCCCGGCUUCGACCCGAAUGAUUCGCAGCCGUUCCAGACCUUUGCUUCGGCCAUUGGGGACAUGGAACAUGGCCUUCCGGCAUCCAACGCCUAUGUCCGCCCCCCUCGACCCGGCGAUCAGCCCAAUACCCUGAUUCACCAGCAGACCGGGGUCGUUCCUCCGCCGCGACCGCAGCAGGUCCCGUCAAGCGGGCCCUUCGAGUCGCGAAACAACAACAAUAAUAAUGGCCGAUUUGCGGUCCCUCCGCCGCGGCCGGACCAGGACCUGACAGCUGCGAAUUCUCAGCCCAACCAGAGCCAGUCAGGGCAGCGGAGUCUGGCGCAGACGUCGCAUAACUUCACCCCGAGGACCAGCGAGCUGGAGCUGGUCUCGUCGCUGGACCAGUCGCUGCAGCAGCCCGGAAACCAGCUUCAAAAGGAUGGCAACCUCUUCAAUGCCGCGGAAUCGACAGCGGACAAACAAGAGGGUCAUUUCGGCGGAAUGAAACUGAUUCCCAAUCCGCCUGACCUACAAGCUUGGAGAGAGAAGCUCUUUAAUGUCGAUGAGGUGAUCACCUUAACAGAGGAACAGUACGGCUGUCCUGGACCAGCCUCCAGAGGGCGCAUGGAAACCUACUUUCCCCAUGUCGAUAACGUGUACUCGCAUCGCUCGACUCAAAGGUACAAGCGCAAGCCGUUCAUCUCGCAUUACUGGGACUGUCGUCUGAAAGGGCGACCUCCUGGCACUCCCAAAUCCGACGAUCCCAAUAAGAAGAAGCGCAGGCGGACGGCUCGACAGCGGGAUCUCUGCGACGUCAAAAUCAAGAUCACAGAGUAUUUCCCCGGGGCAUCGGGGACUGAUCCCGAGCUCGGAACGGCAAUCGAGUCGCUACCAGCAGAUAACGCAGCGGCAAAUUCGUUCUUCGCCAACGGCGGUUCUUCCAGAGAGAGUCAACCUUUCGGCGUGCUUGCUCCCAGUCCGGCCCUUCCAGAGGGACAUCCCGGCACGAGAGGAGCAAAAUACUAUACCAUACAGCGUGUCAAUGGCAAUGGAGGCAAUGGCAAAGGGGACGGUGUCAGCGGUGGUCACAGGCAUACAUUGGAAGAGAGCGAUCGCGUGAAGAAGAACAGUGUCCAGCGAUGGCUGCUGAAGCAAGAAAAGGAGAAGAAAAAGGCAGCGCGAGGGAUUUGGACGCAUACGUCACAACCCUCAAUCGCAUACACUCUUCCUCCGCUUCGUUGUCUAUUCCCUAUUGACAUGUCCCCCAAACUGGCUUUGGAUACUCUGAUACACCCUCUUCUCGGAGAAAAUCUCUUCUGUGCUGGGCUUGUCACCAUCAUCAUCAUCAUCAUCAACACGUUUCCCCGUUUCCGUUUCUAUUUUUACUACUUCUAUCACUAUUUCUACAACACCAAUCGCUCCAGAACGCAAUACGCAACAACCAUGACUAACCAAAAUCAAAAGCAACAGCAACAGCAACAACAGCAGCAACAACAGCAGUUGCAAGAGAAGACGUAUCACAAGAGAGCGACCGGGCAGGCCCUCGCGACAGUAAAGAAACAUUCAAAAGAGUGCGAUCUGAAACUAUAUGCGAGCUGUUUCUGUCCUUUUGUGCAACGCGUCUGGAUAGCGCUCGAGGUCAAGGGCAUUCCAUAUCAGUAUAUUGAAGUGGACCCUUACAAGAAGCCGGAAUCGUUGCUGGAAGUGAAUCCGCGAGGACUCGUCCCGGCGCUGCGGCACGGCAAUUGGGGAUGCUAUGAGAGUAGCGUGCUUCUUGAAUACUUGGAAGAUCUCCAAGAAGGGACUCCGCUCCUUCCGCCUGGAGACCCUAAACUUCGCGCCCAUUGUCGACUGUGGGCUGACCAUAUUAACCGCCACAUCAUCCCCUGCUUCUAUCGCGUCCUGCAGGAACAGGAUCCGCAGAAGCAAGUCACUUAUGCCGAAGAGCUGAGAGAUGAGAUCUCGAAACUGGUCAAUGCGUCACAUGUCCACGGCCCCUACUUUCUGGGGCCGAGCAUUUCCUUUGUCGACAUUCAUAUAGCGCCCUGGAUCCUCCGGCUCAGUCGGGUUCUCAAACCGUAUCGCGGGUGGCCCGAUCCCGAGAUGGGCAGCCGAUGGGCCGCUUGGGUCAAUGCCAUCGAGACCAACGAGCAUGUCAUGGCCACGACCAGUAGUGAUGAGCUGUACCUGGACAGCUAUCAACGAUAUGCUGGUGAGUAUUAUGAACUCUAUAGCUCUUGA
Messenger RNA from Rasamsonia emersonii CBS 393.64, 2985 nucleotides. Its product is annotated as Glutathione transferase. Gene Ontology annotation, cellular component: cytoplasm. The coding region runs from base 1 to 2985 and encodes 994 amino acids. NCBI's taxonomy places the organism in Eukaryota, Fungi, Ascomycota, Eurotiomycetes, Eurotiales, Trichocomaceae. The transcript is spliced from 11 exons. The record is from RefSeq and is a predicted model, not a curated record.